Molecule: messenger RNA, 6075 nt
Organism: Peniophora sp. CBMAI 1063
Lineage: Eukaryota; Fungi; Basidiomycota; Agaricomycetes; Russulales; Peniophoraceae
Source: the annotation of a GenBank genome assembly
AUGCCCGGCGAGUUUACAUGCCCCAAGUGCAAUGAGCAGGUGGUUAAGAAGGGGCAUACAGAGUAUUGCCCUGGUAACCUGCUCAUUCAGUGGGAGGACGAGAGCAAUGAAGGCACGGAGCAGAGUUCGGUUUGGCUCGCACUCAUUAGACACCCCACCAAUGCCGCCGACCCUGCGCCGUACUUCCAGUGCUUUGGUGAAGAAGGCGGGCAUCCCUGCAAGAAGAGGUUCAACAAGAUUCAGCGUCUCAGGCAGCAUGUGAAAACGUGCAACUAUCAGGGUCGGCGCAACUGGUCGCUCAAGGGCUACUAUGGCAACUACGAGGAUUUCAAGGCAGGUAUCGACCUAGAGGCACGUACAGCGAACGAUUCGGACGAGGACAUUGCAUCGCCUCAGACAACGCCCUCGAAGAAACAGAGGAGGAAGGAGCGCCGUAAAGCCCGCACCUCAGAUGUUUCUAUGCGGUCUGUGCGCGAUGACGAUCCUCACACCAAUAGCGACAAGUCUAUGGAAGUUGAUUCACCACCUCCCAGGCAGCGGAGAAAGAGGAGAUCUUCUAUACGCCACCAGCCCAGUCCUCAGGCAAGCGAUCAUGAAGAGGAGACACAUGUGACACCACCGCCAUCACCACCACUACCGCCGCCGCCACCGCCCCAGUCGAAAAAGAAGAAUACUCGCCGCGCAUCCGGUCAAGUACCACGUGAGCCACCGAUCCCUGAGCGCAGCGCUCCACCCCCUGUAGACAACCAGCAAGGAGAAGAUGAUGCAGCUCAAGUGCCUCCAGACGCGGCAGGCAAAUCUGUGCCACAAACAUUCGAGGAAAUGGUCAAUUCGCAGUGCACUAUAAGGGGCGAGUUCAUGUUCCACCCUAUCCUCGAGCGUUAUGGCAUUGCCAAGCAGGUCCGCCUCGACCGACUGAUAUGCCUCAAGGACCAACGCAUAGUCCCUCCCACAAUGCUGCACUCCCACAUCAAGUCACACAAAUCACACAAGCACUACGCCUCGGAGAAGCUGCUCAAAGCUAUAUGUGCGAAGCUCGAGAUCAACGAAGAUCCUCCAAUUCCGCCCUCUCCUGUCGAUGUUCCGAAGGAGUUUGCAGGCUUCGAGACAUGCGAAUGGGGCUGUGUAUGCCCUGAAGAGAACUGUGGGCAAGGUGCAGUGAACGAGGGCGCGAUGAAGACGCACUACAAUCAGUACCACAAGAACAAGCGCUUCAACAAGAAGAAACUCACGCAUUCGGCACUGCAACGUUUCAUCCGCACUGGCCCAGGUCACACGCCGUGGUUCGCCGUUCAUCGCCGCACACGUAUACCCUCAGACGUCAACCUUGUCCGCCUCAUGAAGGAUGCUGCCAACAGCAGGAAGCGUAAAGUUACACUUCCCGCCAAGGAUCUCGACCUUCGCCUGAUCGAACCCUGGCUGCUCUUCACCAAGUGGCACCUGCUGUUUGAUGGUUAUGAUUCACUGGAGGUCAUGCAGACAAUCGCGCUACCAGACGAGUCCUCGAAGCGCGCCAAGGAGGACUGGGAGAACUACAGCCAACUCAAGGAACACGUGUUGCAGCUGCUCACAAAGGCAACGAAGAAGAUUCAGGGCACGCAUGAGAAGGCACUAUGCUGCUUGAAUACUGCUGAGGCUGCCAGUGCACCAAACCACAUGCCACUGAGUCCCUUUCAAAACAACGAGACCCUCGCCUCAUACUCGCUUGUGGUCUAUCGCCUCAUCCUGUUCCUGCUCCGCCUGCUCGAGAAUACCAACCUGCCUGCAGACAAGACGCCCAACAAGGAGAAGUACGAUGGGUUCACUUUGCAGCUCCCGGAGCAUAUCCAUACUCUCGUACAGCAGUUGGAGACACUCUAUAGGCAGACGAAGGAUCACAAGGCUGCUGACUAUGGCACCCUCAUUCACAAGAUCGUGGUUGCCCUAUGGACGCACGAGUGGUAUCCGACUGAGGACAACAUCGAGCCCGACCCUACGAUGCAGGUCGCUGCACUUCUAUCGCUGUCUUCGACUGGUUCGUUUGCUGAUGGCGCGCAUACAACCGGGACAUAUGCUCGCUUUCAGUCCUGCAUGCGCCUCAUCUUCUUGCUUGAAGCACACAACCGGGCAGACGCUGUUGAGUUCGCUGAGCGCAUGAGCAACACUGCUAGAGGCCAGCCAGAUGCUCCAUUGACACGCAAUCGCCAUCAAGCUCUGCUAGAGCAAGUCUACGCCCUACAACGCUGGUUUACGGAGGACGAAGUGUGCAGCUUCAGAUCUGUUCGCCGUCUCAUGCACUAUGCCUCGUCCUUGGCUGCCUCAACAGCGCCGAUGUCACGCCUGUUUUGGAAUUCGAUUGGCGAACGGAUGACGUACGAUGGCACGCCCGUUACAUUUGAGCAGUUCCGCCUCCUUGUUCGCCUCAAUCAAGAGAAGCUCAUGGAGCUCUGGGCGGAGUUGACGCGGAACACUGGCGUGUACUUCCGAUACACGGGGCAGCUGUUUGACGAUGCACGGAAUAAGGACCCCGGCUUCAACUGGACGCAGGACGCUCGCAAUCGGAAGCACUUCCGUGAUCCCGACCUCUUCAUCAGCUACUUUGCAGAGUACCCUGAGCUGCGAAAGUUCUUCGUGGAGAACUUGCCCGGUACGGACGAUCCAUGGUGGAAGAUGGACAAUAUUGCAAAGUGGUUGCGCACCUACGCCGAAUUUCACGAGCAGCUCAUGAUUGCUGUGGAGCUCAACACUGCGGGGCCAGCACGAGGGACAGAGAUUACUGCCAUGGCGCUCAACAAUCUCGAGACUACGCAGCGCAACGUCUACUUCCUCGAUGACCAAUUCGUCCUCCGCCGUCGCUACAACAAGAUGCAGAACCGCACCGGCAAGGACUUCACUAUUCCCGAGGCGUUGGACGCAUUCACCUCUGAGUGCUUCAUACAAGAUCAAGGCAUGCUGCGAGAGUUUGCGGUGUACCUUGCCGAUCUCUACUUCCCACAGGACGUGGCAGCACAAAAUGUCUACCGCACCUCGCUCUUUGUCAACCUUGGCAAGCGAUUUACAACGGAUAACCUCUCACAUGCCAUGGGCAAUCUCACUGAGCGUGUGUUUGGUGAGAGAUGGGGAGUCAACGACAUGCGCCAUAUCAUCAUUGCCUUCAAGCGCAAACGCAACCCCUCUUUGUUUGCCAUCCACAGUACUGGGCAAACCCUUGAAUCCGCUAUGUCAGGUCAUUCUCGCACAGCGGAUCUCAUCUACGCAACAAGCAUGGAUAUUUGGGAGGGAGCUGAGGAGGACAUUACACCGCUGUACAUCGCGAAGACGUAUGACUGGCAAUUGGAUCUGCGGCUUGUGCCAGGCAAUCGCCGCGGUUCGCUAGAGCAAAGCCGCUAUAUCAACUUUGACAUGUCUUGGCUGCCGCCUGAAAACAAUCCUGAGGGCCUUUCCGAUGCAGCUAUAAGUGCCAUUGCGGACAAGCUUUUUGCCCGCUUCGACUUUGACAUCAAGCGCCUUGUCAAAGCUGCAGUAACGGAGGCGGUCGAGGAGACACUCGCUAGCAGCAUGCGCAAGAUGGAGGAGAAGACACAGGAGUUGAUGGACAAAGCGCGUGUAGAGACUGUCAGUGCAGUGGAGCACUUGCUACGCCAGUAUUUCGCUGGUGGACCAGUUACAUCUGCGGCUCCAUUGCAAGCUGCCCAAGUACACACUCCGCCUCCCGCUGCGUCUACACCCAUUAUCCAGUCGCCGGUUCCGCCUCCACGGUCACACGUACCUCUCAGCACACCUGCGACAGAACACACUUCGCCUGGGCGUACAUCUUCCCCGCCUGUUGAUGAUAUGGAGGAUCUGUAUGCCCCCAAUCCGUUUAUCGGUGGUGAAGCAUAUCCGACCUCACCUGCUCCACCGCCAUCGAGUUCUGCGCCUGAGACGCACACUACUUCACCUGACCCUGAGGAGAAUGAGAAUGAAGAGGAGCACACAUGGGUAUUGCAUCCUGAUGAUGCACUUGACGGUGAAGUUUCGACCACGCAGUUGAAGGAGCUUGCACUUGCUCAGCUUCGCCAGUUCUUGUCAAAGGGCUCUGCACUCUUGCAGGACAUUGUAUGGAGGUCACUUGGUCAGGAAGGCGCGGUCAUCAACUGCUUGGAGUACAAAACGGAUGGGCUCUACAUCCUGGCAACUGGCAGUGGCAAGACACUCAUACCUGCGAUUGCAGCCUACGUUGAGCGCGACUCGCUUACUGUGGUUGCUGUGCCUUUAAACGCCAUCUACAUUUCCACUCAGGCGGCAUUCGAUGAUGCAGGUGUGGAGUAUGCGCUGUGGAGUCCAGGAUUACAGCUGCAGCGCCAGGACCGCCUGCUGCUCACAACGUACAACCGAGCAGCUAUGUCAAGCUUUAUGGCAACCUUAAGUCACGGCUACCACCAGUACCACUAUGCGCGGAUACGCAUCGCUCUAGACGAAGGUCAUCUUGCCGCAAGUGAGAUGUAUCGUGGAGACGUUAUGAAGGUCAUAGGCGAGCUUCGGCGUGUUGCUCCGAAUGUGCAGGUGGUCUCGUACACUGGCACCGUGCCCCCAGAGGCAGAACCGUCAGUGCGGCAGGCACUGCUGCUACGCCCUGGCGCAGGCACCACAGUUAUUCGGACACCCACCAACCGCCCCGAGCUGUCUCUUAUGCUGCUCCCUCAAAAGUCGAACAUGACGGACUGCGCCGCGCUUAUCAAGACUUGGUGGCGCUUCGUUACAGAGGAGGAUGUAUUCGAUGCCAACGCCGAUCGUGCCCUCAUCUUCGUGCAAACAGGAGACGCCGGUAUAGAGCUUGUUGACAUCUUUGCCAAGAGAUACAGGCAGACGGUCGACUUUUACUAUGGGCGAAAGGUAGCAAAGAAGCGACCUUUGAACGACAAGCAGCGCGCAGAGAUGCUUGGGCGUUGGGAACGAGGGGAAACCGCCACGCCGUUUCUUAUCGCCACUGUUGGUUUGGCACAAGGGUACCACUAUCCUGGCAUUCGUGCAGUCUUCAGUGUGGGCUUGGCCGAUGGAGCUACGCAGCAGUUGCAGGAAUGCGCUCGAGCAGGACGGGACGGCAAAACUGGCUGGGCGUUUAUGAUUCCGUUCGCCAACGAUAAUCACCCCUACACAGGUGGCGGUGUCGACAUCAAAGGCAAAUCCGCACUCACAUCACUCGUCUUUGUCAACAAGACUGCAUGCCUCCGCAAGGGACUGUUUGGGUAUAUGGAUGGCGGCGAGAAUGCCUCAAAAUGUAUGGACGAUCCACACAACGUCUUGUGCUCGCGCUGCAAUGGCAGCUGCAACGUACACUCCAGUCGCCGUCUGGUCGCCCCUGCAAAUGCGCCCCCUGCACGGCCAAUCCAAACACCUGCAUUAGUUGGGCAAAAGAGAUCACAGUCUGACGCACCUCCACCUCUGCCUGCAGCGCAUCGCAGCCUACACCGAGUCGAAGGAACAUUGGUAACUGCCCCAAGUGCUCCUGCACGUGCAGCACGCCCUGGCCCCUCUGGAUUUGCAGAUAUGCAGAAGGUCGCCACAGAUCAAAGAAUUUGGCGUAUCAACAACAUGCAGGACAGCUUCAUAGAUCUCCGCGCGGCUUGGCAGUUCUUCCGCGGCCUGUGUCCCUUGUGCCUGAUCCAAAGUCCCAAUCGGCGGGACUGCCUUGAGCAUUCACGCAUAGGUCUCUGCCCCCACGUGUGGUCUUAUGGCGAUGCCUAUCGCUACUGGUCUGCAGAGAUCUUCAAAUUCGACAUACCAGAGUUCAAUGAGCCUCCAUUGCACUAUCUCUGCUGGUUACCUGCAGUCCCUGCAAUGCCGCAUCCACCUCUAUCGGAUCCAAAGAAGACGUGCAAGGGCAGCUUCACUGUCAAGAUUGUCGUCUUCUUCGCAGUGUUUAACACAACGCCAGAGUUUGAAAGGGAGUUCCGCAGUGCGUUUACAGACGUAAAGCCACUGAAUGGAUGGCAGGACAUGGAGGGCAGACAGGCGAGGUUGCGCUGGAUUAUUACGAAGAAGGAAACGAGGCGGUUCAUCAACUAUCUUGAGGUUUUCAUAUGGAUGUAUAAGCGUGUCACGGGUCAGCUGUAA